Messenger RNA from Letharia columbiana, 732 nucleotides. RefSeq lists its product as uncharacterized. Bases 1 to 732 code for a protein of 243 amino acids. NCBI's taxonomy places the organism in Eukaryota, Fungi, Ascomycota, Lecanoromycetes, Lecanorales, Parmeliaceae. The transcript has 4 exons. The record is from RefSeq and is a predicted model, not a curated record.
AUGCAGCAGAACAACCUUUCUCCAGCCGAAGUGCGCGAAAUCAUUCGAAUUGGUAUCGGUGACGACCAAGGGACGGUGCAGAAGACCUUCCUCUCCGACCUUACCAUAGCGGGCGCACGCGUUCAAUGUCCUAAUAUCACCAGCAUUGACGAUGACUGGGCAAUCCACGGCAUGCAUAAUAUACAAAAAGGAAGCACCGAUCGCCAAAGCAGAAUGCGCAUAUCCGCCGCAUACACUCACAGGAUGUUUGCAGAAUUUUCUUCGGGUUCGAGAGAAGUACAGGUCCUCGGCAGCUUCGAGAUAUUUUCCGCCCAAGUUGCCCAGCAUAUAAUGGGGAGAGCUUCAAAUGUGUGCAGUGUGAUAGAGGAGGCCGCAGAUUUCCGGAAUACUCCAGCAUCACGGGGCUCUAGCGCAGGAGGAAGUGGAGAUGAGGGAGGUGAAUAUGAAAAAGAUGCGGGUGAGGAGCCUGCAGACGACUUAGGAGUCUUAGAUGAGGAAUACGGAUUAUCGACCGAUGCUAUGAGUUCCAGCGCUUCCAUGUCGCGCUGCACAAGCAUCGACAGCAUGGAUCAUCUCGAUAACACUAAUCGGGAUUCAACCGUUCGUGAAAUUGGUGGAGCCAGUAUGCCACUCUGGACUAAUAAUCUGGUACACGCUUCUCAGUCGCCAGCGGUCACGGAUCGAGUGAUGUCCAGUAUGUUUGCAUAUGUCGAAUUGUUCCAAGUAUACUGA